CUGCGACGUUCUACUCGGAAGGAUAACUUCGAUGCACAUUCUAAAACAACAUCGCCCAUAGCAAGACAAACCACUGUUCUCGCAUUUGAAUUAUGGUUUGUUUAUAUUCGUCUUUAACUUUAGUAGUCGUCUAAAAUGCUAUAAUGAUUAAUAUGUGUUAUUUUGAAAAAUCUAGUUUUUUUUUUUUUUUUUUUCAAAGUCGAACUGAAUGUUGACUGACUAGCUUAGAGACUAACUAGCCGUCCUGUAGCUUGAGCCGGGAAUGGACCUCGCUAACUGAGUCUCAUUCAUUGCAAGCCACAUCCUCGUUCUGGCUCAGGUUGACGCAUAUUGCAGAGUUUGUAAAGGGGGUCUGGACUGGGAUUGAGCCAUGCCUACUGUUGUGUUGAUGGACGUGUCUCUGUCCAUGACCCGGCCCGUGUCGCUCGAUGGCAGCGAGGAGUUUCAGAGAAAGAACCUGGCCGUCCACGGACUUAACAUGCUGUUUGAACACAUGGCCUCGAACUACCGACUUGAAUUCACAGCAUUGAUGGCCUUUUCGUCUCUCUGGGAGCUGUUGGUGCCUUUCACGAGGGAUUACAAUGCUCUGCAGGAGGCACUUAGCAGCCUUGAAGACUAUGAUAAAACGUGUAUCGAAGCAGCUCUCAAUGGAGUCAAUAAUGUUGUUCAGCAGGAGUGGGGCAGUGGGUGUCCCUGUCAGGUGGUGCUUGUUACUGAUGGAUCACUUGGGAUUGGAAAGGGCUCUCUGCGCCACUCUCUCCAAACCUUAAAGCAUCGUGGAGAAGACAAGAAGUUCCCACUUCCUUUCCCUUUCCCUACAAAACUCUACAUCCUGUGCAUAGCAAAUUCAGAAGAGUUACAGAUGACAGAUGCCAUGGAUAAUUUGGAGCAUCUCCUUUGCCUCAGUGGAGGAGAUGGUCAGAUCUUCACCAUGGAAGGUCCACUUUGCAUGAAGAGCGUACAAACUAUGUUUGGGAGGUUGAUUGAUCACGCAUACUCCCCUUUCCACGCGGUUCUGCACUGUGGGAACCUGUCCUCAGAUGUUCAGGUGUUCCCUCGUCCUGAGCCGAUGGUGGUGGAUGAAGAAGUGGAGCCCAUGCCCCGGGCGGUCAGCACAGAUCUGGAGAUUGUGGGUUUCAUUGAAAUCGCUGACAUUUCCAGCCCUCCUGUUAUAUCAAGGCACCUUGUGCUUCCUAUUGCUGUAAAUAAAGAUGUGGAUGAAGUCGGUGCAGCAGCCACAGACGAGCUUGAGGAUGAGCCUUCAGCAACCCAAAUGGCCGGCAAAAGCCCCAACUUCUGUGUUCUUUUACAUGGAAGUUUGAAAGUUGAGGGAAUGGUAGCACUGGUCCAGUUAGGACCAGAGUGGUAUGGGAUGCUGUACUCUCAAGCUGACAGCAAGAAGAAGUCCAACCUGAUGAUGUCCCUGUUUGAGCCCGGAUCAGAACCACUGCCAUGGCUUGGCAAAAUUUCCUAUUUGGGGCCAGUCUCAGAGGCUGCAGAGAAUCCGUAUGGAGAGGACGACAGUAAAAGCCCCUUUCCAGUGCAACCGCCAGCCAAACGAAGCUAUGCUCAGAAUGUCACUGUGUGGAUCAAGGCCAGUGGACUACAGGCGGAUGUCCAGAAGAUUCUGAGAAAUGCCAGGAAGCUACCAGAUAAAACUCAAACCUUCUACAAAGAACUGAACCGAAUGCGAAAAGCUGCUUUGGCCUUCGGGUUCCUGGAGCUCUUGAAGGGCGUGGCGGACCUGCUGGAGAGGGAGUGCACCCUGCUGCCAGACUCGGCUCAUCCAGAUGCUGCUUUCCAGCUCUCCCAUGCCGCACAGCAGCUCAAACUGGCCAGCACCGGCGACUCCCAGUAUGCCGACUUUGAUCACAACAUUGCUCCCAUGCAUACAGACUUCUCCAGCUGAGAGAACUUUUCACUUCUACGAACGAGACAUGAACACUGAAGCUCCAGCUAAAAGUGGACGAGGUGGGACGCUGCUGAGGGGAUCCAAAUGGUUACAUGUGGAAACUGGUCCAGAAGCCAGAAGAUGCAAGACCAGAAGGUUUUUUUUUUUCUCCCAUGUUUAUUCAAGAAAUGUUUGACACACCAUUCAAAUGUAAUCCUCAUUCAUAUUCACAGAAAACAGGUUUGCCUUGAAAAUUCAAGUGACUUUGAGAAUAAAGUGAGAAAUGAUUUUUAUAUUAACGAAAACUCAAUAAAAUGAGGGAAACAA
This is a messenger RNA of Oryzias latipes (Japanese medaka), 2218 nucleotides long. RefSeq names its product integrator complex subunit 14 (gene ints14). Gene Ontology annotation, cellular component: integrator complex. Lineage: Eukaryota; Metazoa; Chordata; Actinopteri; Beloniformes; Adrianichthyidae. The record is from RefSeq and is a predicted model, not a curated record. Gene Ontology annotation, biological process: snRNA 3'-end processing.